AUGCAAUCGACAUACUCGAGCAUCUUCUCUGCCAGCCCCGUGUCGCCUGAAGAUUACCUCCAGAACGUCCAGGCAGAGAGUCAUACAUUGUCAGAGAACAUUGAUCGCAUCCAUCAUCUUGAGCGGCGCUUCUUCUCCAACCUCGCUUGCUGUGAGAGCUCGACAUUCUCUCUCCAUGGCCUCGUUGGUCACUAUGAGGACGAGCACAUUGCCUUGGCCGACGUUCGGCCCUCUCCUGUCAAGGCGCUCCAACUGAACCGCAACCCUGGGAUCGCCUACUCUCAACUCGCUCCCUUCUCUCAAUCGCCGUUCAUCGAUGCUGUGCAGUCGGCCUACCUCCCAGGGUUUGGACAAAACUAUGAUACCGAGCUGUUCUCACCGGACUCCGAGUUCGGGCUCGUGUCCUCAACAUCACCCGUCUUCGCGCGAGAGUUCCCCGAAUUCGAUCAAUUCGAAGGCACGCCUCCCCCUUCCUCUCCCACCCCCUCAUCACCGCUCUAUUCUUCCCCGUCUUCCCCGUCGCCAUCCUCUUCUGGGUCAUCAUCCUUCCCAUCGACUGCGUCUAGCUCGGCGCUCUCGUCCCCGGUUUGCCCAUCCGCUCCCAUGCUUCCCGAGGUCGACAUGCCAUUCGCUCUAGCCUCGCUCAUGGGCAACGCUAGCAUUGACAUCCUGCCACACGACCAAGAGGAUGGUUACGUGCCCUCAAUCAUGCGCAAGGAUCGAACGGGCAUGAAAGCGCAGAAUAGGAGUGAGCGCGGCGUGGGAAAGGAGGUCACCGUUACCAAAGGUGGGAAGGGCAAGGCCAAGGGUGCCUUCUCGGCCGAAAAAGCUGCAGCGAAGGCAGCGAGCAAGCAGCGCAGGGAGAAGGCCUACAAGUGCCCGCAUGCCGGCUGCACAAAAUCGUAUCUCAACCCGAACGGUCUCAAGUAUCAUCUGGAGAAGGGAACAUGCUGCUUCGACGCAGUUGAGCCCGAGCCUUCGCCAUCGCCAGUGUCUUCAUCACCGGCGCCGGCGAGCCUCGUGUCUUCCCCAACGUCGGCGCCCCUGUCUUUACCUGCCAUGCAGCCCGUGUCGAUGCAUAUGUACCCGUAUCCAAUCGCCUCGCCUACUCCCAUGGUCCCUGUCUCCUCUCAGCCUCCCUACCUUAGCAACACUCUUCUCUCGUGA
This is a messenger RNA of Pleurotus ostreatus (oyster mushroom), 1167 nucleotides long. RefSeq lists its product as uncharacterized. The record is from RefSeq and is a predicted model, not a curated record. The transcript has 3 exons. Gene Ontology annotation, cellular component: nucleus. The coding region runs from base 1 to 1167 and encodes 388 amino acids. Lineage: Eukaryota; Fungi; Basidiomycota; Agaricomycetes; Agaricales; Pleurotaceae.